AUGGGAAUUACAGUGUCCAAAAGAAAGAAGAAGAAUGUCAGGAACGAGGAGGUAGUGUGCUGUGUCAUGGUUCAUUGAAAACGUAGUUAUAAGACUGGCAUGGUUAUGAAGCCCAAUAAACUCCUUCUUUAUGUGGCUUUUAUGGACUCAAAGGUUCACAACAUCAAAUAGCACUCUUACUAACCAAUAAAAACAUCGCUUUAAAAUAUUCCGUUACACUUUGUGCAAAAAAAAAAAAAACAACGACAACAAAGGAUUGUACACCAUCACACAGUUCCUAACAUAAAUUUUUUAACAACAUUGUUGUUUUUUAAUUUGACGCUUGCCCGCGGCUUUCAUAACCUGUGUCCUUUAGUAACUAUUGUUAAAAGAAUGGAUAUUUUGCAGUUUUUCUUACCAGUGACGGUGAUGCUGACUCACUGAUACUAUUAUUCCUAGAGUAAGUUAAUUUUCAGGUGUUAUAUCAUUUUCUAAUAAACUUUACAUCUGUGAAAGAGAAAUUUAAUUGCCGGGCAUACCAAAUAACUUUUGCAUUAGUCAGUCAUGCGGUGCCAUUUUUCAGUAUCUUUCAAAACCUGGACCAAGGCACACAUUAGGUUGGUUUGUAAAGGACAGAGACAAGUUUGAUUCAGCCUCUGCACUAAGCAGCUGAAUCCUUUUUGGCACUGAUAGAGCUUCGAAAUAACACAUGUCAGUUCAGUCGAAAAGAAAACCUUGGAAAAUUCCCAGAGUAGACUGAACAUUUCAGAUUUCUGUAUUUACGCUGUUUUAAAUAAGUUUCAUGAUAUCGCUGGCAAGGAGAAUGAAAAGCAUUUAUCAAGAUGACAUUUUUUAAUUUGUAGGCUGGGGAGAAGCAACGAGACCCCAACAGUGCUGAAGGUGAAAGACAUGAGGACGAAAGGGAAGACUCUGCAGAAGAACAAAUGUUCGAUGAUAGCGAGGGAGAACAACUGGGGCAAGUAGAAGAGGAGGGCAGCGACAGUGACAACAAAAGCAAUGAGGCAGAAGAUGAAGAUAAUGAACCACAAAACGAAGAAGACGAGAAGAAUGAAGACGAUGAUCGAGAAGAAGAAGAAGAGGAAGAAGAAGAAGAAGAAGAAGAAGAAGAAGAGGAGGAAAACGCUAAUGAAGAAGAGAAGAAAACAAAAUUGCUUGCUAAUUACAGUGAAAAGCUACAGAAGGCCUUGAUGGGUGACCUUAAUAGUGACUUUCCAGAUAAUGUCAAGAUUGUUCGAAUCUUCACCAGCUCGACUUUCACGGGUAAAUAGAUAACAUAAUAUCAGAUUAUUGUGAAUUCAUCAGUGUACGAGAGAAACAAUGGUUGUUAUGGCCUCUGAUUAAUUUUUGACUCUUUACAUUUGGUUGCAAGUAGUGUAUCUAAAGGUGAACAACACUUCUUCAUUUGCAUAGUAAGGAAUGUAAAACAUACUGUGACAAGCACAUCCAAAGCAUCGGACUUUCACAGAAUCAAUUUAAAUGAUUUGAGUACAAUUUGGUACUCCUUGUUGCAGCGCAGCGUCCUUGUGGAAACCAUGUAUAUGAGAAUAAAGUAUCACUCCCUUUUCAGAUACUUCGGUGGAGCGUAAUACCCUGAUGGAGCGAGUGUACCCUCGACUCAAGUCCUACUGUCAAGAGAGAGGCUAUGACUUUCAAGUGGUGGACAUGAGAUGGGGGGUCCGAGAUGAGUCUACUGAUGAUCACAUGACCACUGAACUCUGCAUGAGAGAGCUGCGAGCCUGUCAAAAGCUAUCCACAGGACCAAACUUCAUUGUAAGUUUAAUAUCUGCAAGGAUCUCCUAUCUAAAUACCAGGAGUGAGCCAGUCAUAGAUCUUUGUUAGAGAGUUUAUAAUGUCGUUUUCCAUCCCAAGACAAGCUUAGAAUACAGACCCCUUUUAAGGUGAGUCCACCUGACUCGAAUCUCGACAGAGAUUCACAGAGGAUAGAAAAGGAGCGUCAAAAGGAGUGCGCCUUCAAGAAAUGAGCAAACCAGAUUUCUCAAGAACUUGUAAAAGUAUUAUUCAAUGUUCGGGUUUAUUUCAUUUUCAGACUUUUUUAGGACAAAAGUACGGCUACCGUCCCUUUCCAGCCACAAUUGCUGCAGCAGAGUUUGAGAAGCUCCUUGGGGCAAUUGACACAAAAGAAGAUCUUCAACUGCUCAAACACUGGUUCUGGCGAGAUGACAACGCAGUUCCCGCUCAAUAUUUGUUGCAGCCAAUUACGUCAUUGCUGCCUGAUUAUCGCAACUUCGAAAACAAAGAGUUACGUAAGAAGGCGUCCUCUGAUUGGUGGGCAGCGUUUGAGAGAAUGCAGGUUGUUUUGAGAAUGGCUGCUGAGAAAGUUCUGACAAACAAGAGAGAUCAACAUAAAUACCAACAGUCAGGUACA
Molecule: messenger RNA, 2386 nt
Organism: Porites evermanni
Lineage: Eukaryota; Metazoa; Cnidaria; Anthozoa; Scleractinia; Poritidae
Source: the annotation of a GenBank genome assembly